AUGGAGACACAGCAAGAGUUGGAGUGGGCUGAAGCACAGGAAAUCGUGAUAAGCGAAGACCUCGUUGCUACGGCUAAACAACAGCUUCUGUUUCUUGCAGAGGUUGAUAGAAAUCGCUGCCUUUAUGAUGAUGGCCCAAUUUUACACAUAGCUAUCUACAGGUAUAAAUAUUGUUGGCUUCCUUUACUGGCCAAACAUGCUGAGUCACCUGUGACAGAAAACCCUUUGGUUGUGCCUCUUGAUUGUGAAUGGAUUUGGCACUGUCAUAGGCUUAAUCCGGUGCGUUACAAAACUGACUGCAUGGAACUUUAUGGGAGAAUAUUAGGCGAUUCCAAUGUGUUAUCUUCUACUCAGGGAACCAGUAACGAGGAAAGUGAGAAAGUCUGGCGUUCAAUGUAUCCAAGUGAGCCGUAUGAACUUCUUGGUCUCAACAAUCACUCAUUGCAAGGUUUUGCUGAAAAUUUCAUGGAAGCCAAACAGAGUACCACCAAUUAUGAUCUGAUUUCAGCAGUUAAAAGACAGAUUACUUUCUUCUAUCAGGUUUCCAGGCCUUAUUGGAAUGAGGAUACUUUUCUUGAAGGAGCAGUGGCAAGAUACAAGGGGUUUCUGCAUUUGAUCAAGAGGAAUAGAGAGAGGCAUAUAAACCGCUUCAGUGUUCCAACUUAUGACAUUGACCUCAUAUGGCACUCGCACCAAUUGCAUCCCGUGUCUUACUGUAACGAUCUAGUGGCAAUUAUGGGCAAAAUAUUAGAACAUGAUGACACAGCUUCUGAUAGGACCAAGGGCCAAAAGCUGGAUAUCGGCUUUUCUGAAACCACCACACAGUGGGAAGAGACAUUUGGUUCAAGAUACUGGAAAGCAGGAGCAAUGUACAGGGGUAGUCCCCCAUCUUCUCUUACUGUUGAUAAGUAUAAAAUUGUUGGUGCUCACUACUUCUGUUCAGCUCCAUCCAUUAAGACAAACCAAAAUCUGAUUCAGCUUCCACACAGACUGCUUGUGCAGGUGAUGCUUGAGAUUGUUGAUGUGAGAAACUUACCAUCCGGGAAUAAAGGCAAGCUACUUGUGUCCUUCAACAAGAAACAAGAAGAUGUGCUUUUCAAUACUAAGAAGCAAUUAUACAUUUCCUCAAAGUCACAAGGGAAACAAGUUGCUGUUUUCCAAUGUGAAAGUAAUGGAGAGUUGGUUCUUGAACUCAUUUCUCGCCCACGUUUUAACUUUAGAGGACUAAAGCUGGCCAAAGUAUUGGGAAAAACUUCAAUCAAUCUGGAGGAUUUGCAAAAUGUAGCAUCUAAACUGCCAAUAGAGAAGUGGUUAGAUUUGACAUGUGCAGUCAAUUUGUCAAAGCCUAUUAGCAUUCGCAUUGGUUUGUCUUUAACUCCUCCAGUUUCAGCACCGUAUAAGCUGCACUUCGUUUCCAUGCUUCCAUUCAAAGUAAGUUAUUUUUCCUUCCUUUUUCCGAGAAGGUCCCAGCAAAUUAAAUGUUGGACAAAUGUUGUGAAUGAAGUUGGCACUGAUAUCAUCAGCAUCCAGAAACGGAAUCAGUCAAGUGACAAGACAAAGAGUAGUAUCACUAAAGAAGUGAUUGGCAGGACUGCAUCUGGUGAAACGCAUCUUCUUGCCGAGUUAAAAGGAACAGCGUGGUCUAUGAUGUACUCUAACUGGGUGUUACAGAUAAAGAAGUCCAGUGAUGAAGAUAAACUUGUAUUUGAGCUCUUUGAUCUCACAGGAACUCGGAAUGUGGUUAUUUUUCCAGGUACAAAAUUGGAGUAUGGAACUAGAAAUUACGGAAAUGGAGAAGAAAGUUGCUUUAUGACAGCAGUAAAAUUCUCUCAAAAAUAUCCUUAUGGAAAAGCAGUGGCUUUGAUGGAUUUGGCAUAUGGAUUUCUGGAGAUCAUGGAAGAGUGGCUGGUAUUGCCUGCGAUAUUGUCUGCAUUUAUUCUCUCUAAUUUUCCUGAAUUCAGCGAUGAGAGUGAGAAAGCUAAUGGGACUAAUGCAUAA
Sphenostylis stenocarpa is the source of this 1998-nucleotide messenger RNA. The record is from the annotation of a GenBank genome assembly. Lineage: Eukaryota; Viridiplantae; Streptophyta; Magnoliopsida; Fabales; Fabaceae.